UUUACCUUCCUUCCCCCGCCCCGAGCCUGCUCCUUUGUCCACCCACUUUGAAGUGCUGUGGGAUCGCCAGGGUGGGAGCAUUGUUGUUCGCUAGCAAAAGAUCAGUCAUGCCGGGGAGAGAGUAGCGAGGGUACGGGGGCUGGGGCCGGCAAAAGCUGAAGGCGACGGGGAGGAGAGACUGCUCCGAGGAUUGCUGUUUGCCUCCCGGUUUCCCUGCAUGGACCGUGAAAGAGACGCAUUGAGUUGACCCUGCCGGAGCUGUUUCUGCUUCUACAUGUGAGAUCCGGUUGGUUUAUUCUCUCCACCUAUCUCUCUCCAGCCUCCUUUCCCUAUUCUCCACUUACUCCUGUAUGCAAAAUGGUGGACCCUGUGGGGUUUGUGGAGGCUUGGAAAGCACAAUUUGCAGACUCUGAGCCUCCUAAAAUGGAGCUGAAAUCUGUGGGAGACAUUGAACAGGAGCUGGAGAUGUGCAAAGCAUCUAUUCGGAGACUGGAGAUGGAGGUCAAUAAGGAAAGGUUCCGCAUGAUUUACCUGCAGACUCUUCUGGCAAAGGAGAAAAAAAGCUAUGAUAGACAGAGAUGGGGUUUUAAACGUGCUUCUCAGUUGCCUGAAGGGGGUGCAGAGCAGCAGAUCCAAGACCUGCAUCACCAGUCUGCUGACCAAGACGAAUAUGAAAAAAGCAAGUCACACCACGGGGAGGAAAAGUUCAAACCCAGGAUACCCUCCCUGCGGAAGCUGUCUACCCAGAGUGAUGGGUCAGACCUGUCGCCUUUGGACAGCCCCCACCAUGGAGAGGGAGAGCAGGACAGGUGUAAGUACUACGGUGAAGAGAAACUGAAGAGAGUUGUAGAAGAUAUGGAGAAUCGCUGUGAUACAGAUGGCUCUCCUUCAAAACACAGAUCGGCUUCCACUCGCAGGCUGGUAGGAUCUGCUGAGAAGGAGGGAUCAUUUGAACCUAUUUCCAAGGAGAGAGGGAAUAGCACCAGCGUGGCAGCCCUAAGGUCAAAUUUUGAGAGGAUUAAAAAGGUUAAUUCACAUUCUUCAGGAGAUAACAAGGAUGUUGUUGAAAAGCCCUUUUAUGUGAACAUGGAGUAUCAUCAUGAGAAGGGUCUAGUAAAGGUCAACGAUAAAGAUGUUUCUGAUAAAAUAAGCUCCCUCGGUAGCCAAGCCAUGCAAAUGGAACGCAAAAAGUCUUUGCACUCCUUGCCUUCUAACAUGGUACCCAGCUUCAGCGAGUUCCAGAGGCCUGCUUACAGGGGAAGGUCCUCGGAGAGCAGCUUUGGCUAUGAUGGAGAAUAUGAGGAUGCUGAACUGAACCCCAGGUUUCUCAAAGAUAACCUGAUUAAUGCCAAUGGCAGCAACCGCUCACCUUGGCAGCCCAUGGACUUUCAGCCAUAUCAAAGUAUCUAUGUUGGUGGAAUGAUGGGGGAAGGAGAAGGGAAAGGACCUAUUCUGCGAAAUCAGGGCACAACUGACCAGGAAAAACAUCUAACGUGGCCCAGGAGAUCUUAUUCUCCCAGGAGUUUUGAAGAUAUUGGAGGAGGAUAUACUCCUGAUUGUAGCUCUAAUGAGAACCUUACCUCCAGUGAGGAAGACUUCUCUUCAGGGCAGUCCAGCCAUGUCUCCCCUAGCCCCACCACUUACCGCAUGUAUCGGGAUAAAAGCCGUUCUCCCUCCCAGAACUCUCAGCAGUCCUUUGACAGUAGCAGUCCACCCACCCCCCAGUCUCAAAAACGGCACAGGCAGCAGCAGGUCAUCGUGUCUGAGGCUACUAUUGUGGGGGUACGAAAAACAGGACAGAUCUGGCCAAGUGAUGGAGACUUGCCUUCUGGGAGAUGUCACCAGGACAGCUGCUUCCAUGGGGAUACAGAUGCUUCGUUCAGUGGCACACCACCUAGCUAUGCGUAUGAUGCAGACCGUGCUGAAGAGCAGAGGCGACACCAUGAUAUGAUGCCCUAUAUUGAUGACUCGCCAUCAUCCUCACCCCAUCUCAGUUCCAAGAGUCGGGGCAGCCGAGACACUCUAUCUUCAGGGUCUCUGGAAUCUACAAAAUCAAGUGAGCCAGACCUGGAGAAAGGCCUGGAGAUGAGAAAAUGGGUCCUGUCAGGAAUCCUAGCCAGUGAGGAAACCUACCUGAGCCACCUGGAAGCUCUGCUGCUGCCUAUGAAGCCUUUGAAAGCAGCUGCCACCACCUCCCAGCCUGUGCUGACUAGUCAGCAGAUUGAGACAAUAUUCUUCAAAGUGCCUGAGCUCUAUGAGAUCCACAAAGAAUUCUAUGAUGGGCUCUUUCCCCGAGUGCAGCAGUGGAGUCACCAGCAACGUGUGGGGGACCUCUUCCAAAAGCUGGCCAGCCAGCUGGGAGUGUACCGGGCCUUUGUGGAUAACUAUGAAGUUGCUAUGGAGACAGCAGAGAAAUGCUGCCAAGCCAAUGCUCAGUUUGCUGAAAUCUCUGAGAAUCUAAAGGCUAGAAGCACAAAGGAAUCUAAAGAUCAGACGACGAAAAAUUCCUUGGAAACUCUGUUAUACAAGCCAGUGGACCGAGUGACUCGCAGCACGCUUGUCCUGCAUGAUUUGCUCAAGCACACUCCAGUGAGCCACCCUGAUCAUCCACUCCUGCAGGAUGCUCUGCGGAUCUCGCAAAACUUCCUCUCCAGCAUCAAUGAAGAGAUCACUCCUCGUCGGCAGUCCAUGACUGUAAAGAAGGGAGAGCACCGGCAGCUGCUGAAGGACAGUUUCAUGGUGGAGCUGGUUGAGGGGGCUCGCAAGCUGCGUCACGUUUUUCUUUUUACGGAUCUGUUCCUGUGUGCCAAGUUGAAGAAGCAGAUUGGAGGAAAAAGCCAGCAAUAUGACUGCAAAUGGUACAUCCCACUCACUGACCUUAGUUUCCAAAUGGUGGAUGAGUCUGAAGCGGUGCCCAAUAUCCCUCUGGUACCUGAUGAGGAGCUGGAUUCCAUGAAGAUCAAGAUCUCCCAGAUCAAGAAUGACAUCCAGCGUGAAAAGAGGGCCAAUAAAGGCAGCAAGGUCAUUGAGAGGUUGAAAAAGAAGCUCUCGGAGCAGGAAUCCCUCCUACUGCUGAUGUCUCCCAACAUGGCCUUCCGGGUACACAACCGCAAUGGCAAGAGUUACACAUUCCUCAUUUCAUCAGACUAUGAAAGGGCAGAGUGGAGGGAGAACAUCCGGGAGCAGCAGAAGAAAUGCUUUAAAAGCUUCUCACUCACAUCCGUAGAGCUCCAGAUGCUGACAAACUCCUGUGUGAAGCUCCAGACAGUCCACAACAUUCCCCUCACUAUCAAUAAGGAAGAUGAUGAAUCCCCAGGUCUCUAUGGAUUCCUGAAUGUCAUUGUCCACUCUGCCACAGGAUUCAAGCAAAGUUCAAAUUUGUACUGCACGUUAGAGGUGGAUUCAUUCGGGUAUUUCGUGAACAAGGCUAAAACUAGAGUUUACAGAGACACCACGGAGCCCAACUGGAAUGAGGAGUUUGAGAUUGAGCUGGAAGGUUCACAAACUCUGCGGAUUCUGUGCUAUGAAAAGUGCUACAACAAAACCAAGCUCACCAAAGAGGACGGAGAGAGCACAGAUCGCAUAAUGGGGAAAGGACAGAUUCAGCUGGACCCCCAGGCGCUGCAGGACAAAGACUGGCAACGCACAGUCAUCUCAAUGAAUGGAGUGGAAGUGAAGCUGUCAGUGAAGUUCACCAGUCGGGAGUUCAGCCUGAAAAGGAUGCCAUCCCGGAAACAGACCGGGGUGUUUGGGGUCAAGAUUGCUAUUGUCACCAAGAGAGAGAGGUCGAAGGUGCCGUACAUAGUGCGCCAGUGUGUGGAGGAGAUCGAGCGACGUGGGAUGGAGGAGGUGGGCAUCUACCGUGUCUCUGGGGUUGCAACCGAUAUCCAGGCUCUGAAAGCUGCCUUUGAUGUCAAUAACAAAGACGUGUCGGUGAUGAUGAGCGAGAUGGAUGUCAACGCCAUCGCGGGCACCCUGAAGCUCUACUUCCGGGAGCUGCCUGAACCCCUCUUUACGGACGAGCUGUACCCCAACUUUGCUGAGGGCAUUGCACUUUCAGACCCUGUUGCAAAGGAGAGCUGUAUGUUGAAUCUGUUGUUAUCACUUCCAGAACCCAACCUUGUGACAUUCCUUUUCCUUUUGGACCAUUUAAAAAGGGUUGCUGAGCGGGAGAGCGUUAACAAGAUGUCCCUGCAUAAUCUUGCAACUGUCUUUGGACCAACGCUGCUGAGGCCUUCAGAGAAGGACAGUAAAAUCCCCGCGAACCCAACCCAGCCCAUCACAAUGACGGACAGUUGGUCACUAGAAGUCAUGUCCCAGGUUCAAGUUCUUCUGUACUUCCUGCAGCUAGAGACUAUCCCCACCCCGGACAGCAAGAGGCAAAGUAUUCUCUUUUCCACAGAGGUGUAGGUGCCCGUGGUACCAACAGGAUGCAAAAAAACUGCUCUUGGCCUAAAUCUGCCCCACCUGAGAAAAAGACGACUGGUGUUUCUUCAGACAUUGCCGGCCUGUUCCUGUCCUGGGGAAUUAGGGCCCUUCUGCUGUUUGUUAACCAGGGCCAGGCUGAAGGGAAAGGAGAAGAGUUUCUGCUUUGGAUUGGUAGGAGCAGAGCUGAGCUGGAGAUGGAGCUGAAUCUCCACUAGAAGGAGCAAUAGACACUUGGACAAUGCACCACAGAGUGUGGCGUUUAUUCUUGGUGGGAAUGUGACAGAAGGUAUUCCUCCUUUUAUGGAUUUAAUUUAUCAUAAAGAAACUUCAAGAUUUCUACUGGACCACUUGAUAGGAUACCCCUUUUUGGGUGAGGGGGAGUUAAAGGAUAUAUCACAACUGUGUCUUUAAUAACUGCUGUUUUUAAAGUACUGUUCUAGGCCACAAAAAUAGCAUUGCUUUGCGAGAGGAGAGGGGGAAGGGUCUGGGAUCUGAGAUUCCCUCCUCAGAAAUUCAAGUCUUGAUUUGAACAGGGUUCUGAAGAAAUGAAACAGUUUUGCAUACAACUACAGCUGUUGGUUUGUUGGGGGUUGUUUUGUUUGGUUUUGUUUUUUUUUUCCAUCUCGCCCACCCCUUCCCUGGCAAAUGUUUAUGCAGCUCUGGGGAAGGAGAUGCCCUGCUCUUGCCUGUUGCACUUCUGAUGGUUUUCUUUGGGUUAAGGGAGCCAGACCCAGCGAUAUUCCACUAUAAAUAAAUAUAGCAAGUUAAAGAGAGGCAGGGAGGAUUAGAGUCAGUGACUCUGUUAGUGAUUCUGUUGUUUGUUGCAUAUAAAAGCAGGGACAAUAUUAUCCAGGCAGGACUGCUAAAUUCCUUAGACCCCACCAAACUUAAUGAAAAUUAAUUGGGAAGGCUAUUAAUUCCCAACACUCCAAAGAAAGAUGUUAGCAUCUUUUGUUAUCAUCUAAUUGAAGCAUUUGUGGACACACAAAAAAAUAAUCAGUGGCUAUCAGUUUGGCUCACUGCUUACUCCAAACUUUUAUCAGAACAUUUUUUUUGAUACUUGAAUUUUUGGAGGCUUUGUACGUUGCUUCUACGCGAGUCUUUUUCUGAUCGAUACCAAUACUUUGAUAAAAUGUGUCAGAAUGUGCUUUAUGGACAAUCUAGCAGUAGCAUGCAUUGUGUGUUCCCCAGAAAUUCCAACCCUCUUUUAAAUAAGAGCAGUGAAGGAAUUUCUGUGGAGCUCCACAGAGCAGUACAAACGGUGCAGCCAAAUUCUGCCUUUGUGUUUCCCUGCCUGCAUCAGCUCAAGCCCCAGGGGUGACUUGGGCCCAAAGGGCAGCAGCGUUUGCCUGGGGAUCUUGAGGGCAGGAUCCCAUUGCCGGUACCCGGAGCCAGGUGUUGUGGCUGUGAAGCAGUUGUGCCAAACAUCGGGGGGGGACAGGGGUGGUUCCUCUUUCACAAACUACCCCAAGUCUCCUCCGCUUCCUACCCAGAGCUGCAGCAUCCGUUUGGUGGCGUCCGUCCAUCGUCAUCCCAGCGAGAAGGGAAGGGAAGGAACCGGCCUGGGAAGGGGAGGAGGGAGGGACGGAUUCAGAAAGAUCGGUGGAGUUGGGUUGUUGACAUCGUUUGAGGGCAAAUACGACAAAGAAAGCAACCCCUGUCACGCUGAAUCGCACAUUUGCUGAUGAGUGAUCUGCAACCUCUCAAUUAAAACAUAAAAAUAACGAAGGAUUCUUUCAAACACGUGGAAUGAAAAAAUUAAGGGGAAACUACUUUGUAGUCACUGUAAUUCUGACUGCUGCAUAAUACUAGAAAUUAUUGUACUGUGAAGUUGCAAAUUCAAAAAGGAACCAAUAUAAAUUUCAAUUUUGUGAGUAUAUCAAUAUUUUGCAUGCUUUGUAAGGAUUCUUAUAGGAAUUUAAUAUUGCUUAGUAUCCCUCCCUCCUUAGGUCUGGGAGCAAACCUCUUUGUAAUGUAAUGUACAACUAGAAAUUCCUUCUUUCUUGUAUGUAUUUCCACUACAUUCCAACUUCUGAACCCGUAAAACAGAAAAAGUGUUUAUAGUAGGAGGUGCUUUUGGGGGGAGGGAGGGAAUGAAGGCAAGGAAACUUGAAGGCUUACGAUUUUCAUUUUUUUAAUUUUACUGUAUUUUUUUGCCUUUUUGAAGGCAAAAAUGUGUCACAACCCUGAAAAACAUUGACUUACGAAAAGUCACGUAGACCAGUAAACCACACUCUAUGGUUUUGUUUUUAUGUAUUUGUUCUCAUUUUGACUUGGGGGUUCUAUAGCGUUGCAGGCUGGUGCGUGGUGCGUCGCAGGCAGCAGCACCUGCUCACGGCUGCAGGGAAAAGGAGAAAACCCAACGAGGCCAGUUGGGUGAUGGCCUUUUCCUUUCGGUGUUUGGAAUCUGUGGCUGCUCUUUGCAGUGUUGAAACUGGAAAGCAAUACCAUAAUGACUGUGCCAAUUUACUUUUGCCCAAGUUUUUUAUUUUUAUUUAUACAGGAAGUUAAUUUUAAUAUUAAGUUACUGAUCUAUAGUAUGUAAACACGAGAAAUUUGCUUUUGCUUUGGUUACUGUUACAGGUUGUUGCUUUUAGUCUUUCAUUACAAUGCUCAGUUUUAAUGUAAGGUUAUCUAACAUGCAGGCAUGUGGAUCAGGGAAAAAAAAAAAAGUUAAUUUAACUUAACCCGUUAAUUAUUUCUGUUAAGUAUGAAUAUGUUUUUCCCCAAAGCUGGUAAUUUUGGGCUGGAAAAGAUAGCACAUCUUAUUGCUGAUGAUGAAAUCAUGGACUGAUUUGAAAUAUGAGAAUUGAUUUCUUGAAUUUCCUUUAAUUUUGCAAUUAAUUUUUUUCAAAUAGUCUUAUGUUUUCAGAAAUUAAGUAUUUCUAAAAGGCAUUUAUGUUCUUUUCCCAGGGAUGUUGGUUGGGUUUGUUUUUUUCUUUCUUUUGUUUUUUUCUUUCUUUGUUUUUUACUUUGUUAUUUUUUUUAAUAAGCCUUAUCAUACUUAAACAAAAAGGGACUUGCAAAACUUGGCUUUAGAGAAGGGCUUCUGAUUUCUACUUCUGUAUUUCCUUGCGAGUUGGGCCAGAAAACCUAACUCUUCCAUUUUCUGUAAAAAGGUACAAUAUAAACAAAAUAAGAGCAAACUAGCAAAAAAUUACCCUUUACAUGUGCACUGGGAGUUCAUGCUCUUUCAGUUUCUUGUGUAUUGAAGAGACCUUUCUAAAAUGUAGGUUUCAGUAACAGGAAUCUGAAAUAUUUAAACGUUCAACUAAGGAAAUUCAGGUGAUUAGGACAGUCUGUGUGUCGCCAGUUUAAGGAGAGGAAUAAGCACCAGCUUCCUGGCAAUUAGAAACUGUUUUAAAAUUCUCAUGGUUGUUUUGUUUUGUUUUGUUUUUUAACACGGAAUAGGUUUUUAAGUGAAACUUUAAAAAGCUAAGUAAAGAGUUACAAGAUCGGUUUCAGCUUUGUGUUUGCGUGUGCGUUGUCUGGGAGGGGAGCGUCUGAAACCAAAUUGAAACACAUCCAUUAAAAUGCUGCUGGUGUUCUUUAUUCUUGCACAAUCUUAACAAGUUGAGGUAGUAGCUAAGCUAUUUCGGGCUGUAUUUUAAUGCUGCUAUUUUUCAGUGUAUCAGCUAAGGGCAAAAGACAGCAGAGUGGUGACUGUAUGUGCUGGUGCCCCUGCCCGCCUCGCACGGGGCCACCAGCCUGCUCCCGGGGAAGCAAAACUGCAGCUGUUUUCGUUGGCCACGAGGUGGUGGAACCACAGAGUGUGUUUAUGGGAGAUGCAGUAUUUUUACAGUUUAUUCAUGUUACCUGUUUAAAAAUCUGUUUUAUAGCUGUUUAUGUUAGUUUUCUAUGAAUUUAUUUAAACAAAUGUACUGUUCUUUAAAGCAUACGUGGAUCUCCAAAUUUGUUUGUUGCCCUUGUAACACUGGAAGGCAUCACAACGUGUUCAUUUAUCUUAACGUGCCAUUCUUUCAAGUCUGUAUGAAAUGUAAAUUGACCAACAUGGCUUUUAAAAAUGUUUAAAAUCUGAUGUCAAAAACCUGA
Calidris pugnax (ruff) is the source of this 8481-nucleotide messenger RNA. It is a transcript of the gene BCR, whose product is annotated as breakpoint cluster region. The transcript has 23 exons. Gene Ontology annotation, cellular component: membrane. Bases 358 to 4410 code for a protein of 1350 amino acids. Gene Ontology annotation, molecular function: guanyl-nucleotide exchange factor activity; protein serine/threonine kinase activity; GTPase activator activity. Lineage: Eukaryota; Metazoa; Chordata; Aves; Charadriiformes; Scolopacidae. Gene Ontology annotation, biological process: protein phosphorylation; positive regulation of GTPase activity; intracellular signal transduction. The record is from RefSeq and is a predicted model, not a curated record.